Molecule: messenger RNA, 3620 nt
Organism: Arabidopsis arenosa
Lineage: Eukaryota; Viridiplantae; Streptophyta; Magnoliopsida; Brassicales; Brassicaceae
Source: the annotation of a GenBank genome assembly
AAGAAAUUGAUAGAAGCUGCUCGAAUUAGAUCUGUUUUGUGAAACUUUGUUUCUAGGGAUUUGGGGAAAUGGAGGACUCGAGCUCUAUCGACUCGAUUUUGGAGUUUUUGCGGAAGAAUCGUUUUAUGAGAGCUGAAGCUGCGUUGAUUAGUGAGCUUUCUAAUAACCCAAGUUCAAAUGGGUGUCUUCAAAAGCUUAACUUUGAGGAUAAUGGUGUGAGCAAGUUGUUGGAUAAGACGAAGCAAAGGGGCAGUAGCCAAGCAUUAGGCUUUCAAAAGGACAGUCACAUUUCUGAUGAAUUGGUUGUGAAAGAGAUUCAAUGUGGAGCUGCCAAUAACUUACGCGAGAGUAAUCUUAUGAACGAUGUUUCUGUUCAGACACAAAGUGGUAAUGCAGAUUUUUGGGAGGAGAGAUUCAUGUUUUCUGAAGGAUUUGAGGAUACCGGGCUUGAUUUACCUCCCUGGAACCAUAAUUCUACCGAUAUUGUAGCUGACUCUGAAGUAUUUAGUAUCAAUCCAAGUAAAAGAGGCUUUGUGAAUCCACGGAGUUCAAAGCAAUCGAGUCAUGAAAAGGUUCCCGAAACUGGUAAAAACAAUAAAGUGGUUGUGGAAGACAUCUUCUCUUCUUGUGAGAAGAUACGGACUGGAAGCUCUAGCCAGAAGGAUUCGUCACCACGUCUUGGUCAAGAAGCGAAGAGAACAUUGGUGCUUCACCAGACCAUUGGAAGGAUUGUUCUGUUACAACUGUUUUUUCCAUUGUCCAAGGGAAGCACGUCAACAGAAGAUAAUGGUGUAGCCAUUUUAGACAAAAGGCAAGGAAAGAAAAAGGUUGGCGCGAGUGAUUCCAGGAUUCUUAUUAAGGAGCAGGAAGAUGAUGUGGCUACAGCGCUAUACCGUGGAAAGUCACAGUCUGGUUAUGAACAUAAUAAUCUAAGCAGCUUAGCAUUUUCACUGGCUCAUGAUGGUCCGAGGGAAGACUUACCUAGACUGCCACAUGUAAAAAUCAAGUCAGAGGAUAAACCGAUGAACUUUACUUGGGAAGAAAAACAUGAGCGAGACAUAUUGGACGAGAAGCUGAUUAAUACUGAGAAUGUGUUCCUUAUCGGCUCUUUUCUAGAUGUUCCUAUUGGACAAGAAAUCAAUUCAUCAGGUGGCAAAAUGGCUGGUGGAGGAAACUGGUUGUCUGUAAGUCACGGAAUAGCAGACGAUGCAUCUGACUUGAUUUUUGGCUUUGGCGAUGGAUUAGGUGCUCUCAAUGAACAUUCAAAUGAGUAUUGGGACUCUGAUGAAUAUGACGACGAUGAUGAUGUUGGUUACAUUAGGCAACCAAUUGAGGAUGAGGCAUGGUUUUUGGGUCACGAAGUUGACUAUCCUAGCGAUAAUGAAAAAGGCACAGAGCGCGGAAGUGUUCCUGAUACGCAGGAUAAAAGUCAAACCAAGAAUGAUGAUGAUCAUUCAUUUGCCGAGGAGGAUUCUUAUUUCUCCGGUGAGCAAUAUGUGCUCGCUAAAGGCAUUGAGCCAGUUACUGCUUCCAAUGAUCCGAUGGGUCUCUCAAUGACUGAAACAUACAGCAGGACCAAGGAAUCUGAUUUGCUUGCUCGAUAUGACGGGCAAUUGAUGGAUGCAGAGGAGCUAAGUUUGAUGCACACUGAACCUGUGUGGAAGGGAUUUGUCAGCCAUGAAAAUGAUCUAAUUUUGUUGAACAAAGGGAAAGUCGAGGAUAACUGUGGUAAACUCUGUCCGAAGGAUAUCCGCGCAGAAGAUGAUCAAAAUGCUGCAGUUAGGUCAAUUGGUGUAGGAAUGAGCGAUGAUGUUGAUGACAAUGGGAGUAUAAUACCUGAAUACUUUCCUGGAGAAGGUAGUGAAUGGGAUCUGGAGCUCCUUCCUUAUCGCGGAGUUGGCGUUGCUGGUGUCAAGCCUCCACCUGGUAAAGGUGCAAGUAUGCAGCUUAAAAACUUUGCAAGUGGUGGUUUCUCCUUUCCCUCUCCAGUACCUGAUAGACAGAUGUCCCAUGAAGAUUCUGCAAACCCUGAAUGGUCAAACCAUUGCAAUGCUGUUGUGAGAAAUGAAACUGAUGAACCAAAGAGCCUAAUCGAGUCCGAUAGUAUGGUUGUUUCUUCGACAAAACGACGCAGCGGCUCUUCCUCUGAAAGAAAUAUAACAGACAUGGAUGAUGAAAAGGUUGCAAGUUCAAGAAACUCUUCCCCAUCCGCACUCUCCCAUAGUUCUGAUACUGGGAGAGAGCACAAGGAAGAAGAUGAGGAAGAAACUAGUCAUGGGCCGGAAGAAGAUCCUGGGACCUCGUUCGAGGAUGAGGAUGCAAUCGUGGUCCAAGAGCAAGUAAGACAGAUUCAAGCCCAAGAGCAGGAUUUUGAGACCUUCAACCUGAAGAUUGUUCACAGGAAAAACAGGACUGGUUUUGAGGAGGAUAAGAACUUCCAUGUGGUUUUGAAUUCUGUCAUUGCUGGUCGUUACCAUGUCACUGAGCAUCUUGGAUCAGCAGCUUUUAGCAAAGCAAUACAAGCACAUGACCUCCACACCGGCAUUGAUGUCUGUGUAAAGAUCAUAAAGAACAACAAAGACUUUUUUGACCAAAGCCUUGAUGAAAUCAAACUUCUCAAGUAUGUCAACCAGCAUGAUCCUGCUGACAAAUACCAUCUCCUUCGACUGUAUGACUACUUCUACUUCCGGGAGCACCUGUUAAUAGUAUGUGAACUUCUCAAGGCAAACUUGUAUGAGUUCCAAAAGUUUAAUAGGGAAUCAGGUGGAGAGGUUUAUUUCACUAUGCCAAGAUUGCAGUCAAUUACUAUCCAGUGCUUGGAAGCAUUGAACUUUCUUCAUGGUCUGGGCCUUAUACACUGCGACUUAAAACCUGAAAACAUACUAAUCAAAAGCUACAGCAGAUGCGAAAUCAAAGUUAUUGAUCUGGGAAGUAGCUGUUUUGAGACAGAUCAUCUUUGCUCCUAUGUUCAGUCUAGAUCCUACCGUGCUCCAGAAGUCAUUCUUGGGCUUCCAUAUGAUAAGAAGAUAGAUAUCUGGUCACUUGGCUGCAUUUUGGCUGAACUGUGUACCGGCAAUGUUCUUUUCCAAAAUGAUUCUCCGGCAACUUUGCUUGCAAGGGUCAUCGGUAUAAUCGGAUCCAUUGACCAAGAAAUGCUUGCCAAAGGACGUGAUACAUGCAAGUACUUCACCAAAAAUCAUUUACUAUAUGAGAGGAACCAGGAGAGCAACAAUUUGGAGUACCUAAUACCGAAAAAGUCAUCGCUAAGGCGUAGACUGCCAAUGGGUGACCAAGGCUUCAUAGACUUUGUGGCAUACUUGCUCCAAGUUGAUCCAAAGAAACGCCCUUCUGCAUCUGAAGCUCUUAAGCAUCCUUGGUUGACUUAUCCCUACGAACCCAUAUCUCCGUGAUUCUGUCGGUGCAACAAAGGCAGAAUGGAUGGUAGCUAGUCAAGGAAGAAGAUGAUGGUUUGUUUUUCCCACAUUGUUUUUGUUGAAAAGUCUGCUGAGAGGGAAAUCUUUCAGACCUUGUUGUAUAUUAAUUUGAUGUGUGACUAUUGCUCAUUUGGUCUCAGCAUUUUGUUUCACUGGUAGCUUGUGAAAUAUAGUCCCUUCUUCGAU